AUGGGCUGUUGUCUGACCAAAGAGACUAAACAUACAAAGUAUGCGAAUGCAGGUUGCGAUGAGCACCCUGUUCCCAUUCAAUAGGCUGAAGAAUCACAUUAUCAAGAGGUCUGUGCUGAUGCCAUUCCUCCGAAAGAGUAGAAAACAGAAAAAUAAGAAUAAGAAAAACAGAUUACUUGGACUGAGGGCGAGAUGAUUGGACAAGGAGCAUUUGGUAGGGUUAUUUUAGGAAUGAACAGAGUUAGCGGAUAGAUAAUGGCUGUGAAGUAAGUGUUUAUAAAGAGUGGAGAUGAGAAUAAAGUAUAAUCAAUCCAAAGAGAAAUUGAAAUUUUGAGCAAGUUGCAACAUCUUCACAUUGUGCGUUAUUAUGGUUCAGAGAGAAAAAAAGAUUAAUUAAAUAUUUUCUUAGAGUAUGUAAGUGGUGGCUCUGUUCUCAUGAUGAUCAAAAGAUUUGGGAAGUUUAAAGAGUCCUUGAUUAAAGUUUAUUUGAAGCAGAUUCUAUUGGGAUUACAGUAUCUACACUCCUAAGGUGUCAUUCACAGAGACAUCAAAGGAGCAAACAUCUUAAUUAAUUAGAAUGGAUAAGUGAAAUUAGCAGAUUUUGGGAGUGGCAAACAAUUAUCUGAAAUUCAAUAAGAUGUUGUCGGUUCUCUGUGCGGCACUCCAAAUUUUAUGGCUCCAGAAGUUAUCAAUUAACAACAAUAUGGAAAGAAGGCUGACAUUUGGAGUCUUGGCUGCACCAUGAUUGAAAUGGCUACUGGACACCCUCCAUUCUCUGAAGUUAAGAACAUCUAUACUAUCAUGGUUAAAAUAAGCAAGUUAACAGAUAUGAUUCCCAUUCCAGAAGAAUUGAAGUCUGAACAAGCCAGGGACUUCUUGAAGAAAUGUCUCUAAUUGAACCCAGAAGAUCGAUGGGAAGCUGAAGAUCUGCUUCAACAUCCCUUUUUGGUUUCCAAAGAACAAAGAUAUAGUGGCAUUAAUUCUGCCCAAGAAAAAAAGAACACUUUUAUCACUGACGAUCAACUAUUUCAAUUACAUUCAGAACUAAUACCAAAAUAGAAUUAAAAGUUAUAGUUUUCAUUUCAAUUGGAUGAGGAUUCACAAAUGCAGAAUAACAAUCAAAAUGAAGAACAAGAGAUUCCUCAAUAUUAAGAACAGUAAGGCUAAGGCUCAUAAAGAGAACAACCCAUCACCAAUAUUAUUAAAAUAACUAACAACAAUAAUCUACAAUCAGAGCCUGACUAAGAGGGUUACAAAGUAAUAAUUGAAUAGAAUUUUGAUGAUAGAAUAGACAUAUAAUAAUUCGAUUCUAAUUAAACUUGUUAAAAAGGCAAAAAACUAAUCAUGAAUCGUCAGUGUUCGCUAAAUGAUGCAUUAAAUUAGGUUCUAAAUGAUGCAAUUCAACAGUAGUAAUCGAAAUCACUUAAUCCACUAAAAAACUGA
This is a messenger RNA of Paramecium tetraurelia, 1443 nucleotides long. RefSeq lists its product as uncharacterized. The record is from RefSeq and is a predicted model, not a curated record. Gene Ontology annotation, molecular function: ATP binding; protein kinase activity. The transcript is spliced from 4 exons. Lineage: Eukaryota; Ciliophora; Oligohymenophorea; Peniculida; Parameciidae. Gene Ontology annotation, biological process: protein phosphorylation.